AUGCAUCGGCGAUGCAUCGGCGGUGCGGCGCGAUCCUCCGACGCCAGCUGCUCCGACCCCAUCCGGGAGGCCUCCGGUGUGAGGGGCGAGGUCCCGGACAGGAGCGGGGUGCCAGACGGCAGGCUUCUGGCGAUCGUCGGCCUCGGGGGGCCGGGCCCCCCUGGGGCCUUGGCACAAACGACUCAGGAUGAGAAGCCGGCCCCGAGGGAAGGGUCGGGACGUCCGGGCCCUGACGCGCGCAGCAGCGCAGCACCAGACAUUGCCAUCAUUUGUCGUCGUCAUCGUCAUCGUCGUCAUCGUCGUUAUCGUCGUUGUCAUUGUCAUGGUUGUCGUCGUCGUCGUCGUCGUCGUCGUCGUCGUCGUCGUCCUCGUCAUCGUCAUCGUUGUCGUCGUCGUCGUCGUCGUCGUUGCCGUCGUCAUCAUCGACGUCCAGGGACCCCGUGUACAAAAACUCAAGACAUCGCAUGUCUGGGGCCUGGUGUGUGGGUGUGUGUGGGUAUCAGGGCCGGGGCCACGAGAUCUCCCAGACUUCGUGGCCCCCUGUGCUUCGUCUUCGUCUUCGUCUUCUUCUUCUUCUUCUUCAUCUUCUUCUUCUUAUUCUUAUUCGUCGUCGUCCUCGUCUUCUUCUUUUCUUCUUUUUCUUCUUUCCAUGCGCCCCCUGGCGCCCCUCCUCUCGUCCGCGCACGUGCCUGUUGCCGUGAUGCGCUGACCCCCUCCCCUCUUUGCCCGGACCCCCCGCCCUCUUCGGCGCGCCCGGGCCUGCGCUUCGGCGCGGUGGCCGACGUGCAGUACGCGGACGUGGAGGACGCCUGGAACUUCGCUGGCACCCAGAGGAGGGGGUACCGCGGGGCGCUGGACAGCCUCAGGCUGGCGGUCAGAGACUGGCGGCGGCAGAAGGAUCGUCUGGACUUCGUGGCCGACAUGGGCGACAUCAUCGACCAGCAGUGCGAGGCCAGGGGCGACUCCCACGAGAGCCUCGCCAGGGUCCUGCGGGAGUGGGAGCCGCUGAACGACGGCGUGCCGGUGCGGAUAGAGAGGCUGGUCGGGAACCACGAGCUCUACAACUUCAGCAGGGAGGAGGCCGCGAGGCUCAUCCCAGGGAUCUUCCCCUGGUACCGCAGCUUCCGCCCCAGGCCCGGCUGGCGAGUCGUCGCGCUGGACCCCUACGACCUGAACGUGAUCGAGCGCGGGCGCGCGGCCGCGGUGGAGCGGGGGCUGGCCUACCUGGAGCAGCACAACCCGAACGACCUGCGGGCCCCCCGCGGCACCGUGGACGCCGGGGCCGGCCUCGAGGGCCUGCAGCGCCGCUUCAUCAUGGCGGGGGCCGUUAAGGGGGAGCAGCUGCGCUGGCUGCGCCAGGAGCUCCUCGACGCCCAGCGCGGGGGCGAGCGGGUCAUCAUCCUGACGCACGUGCCCCUCCACCCCGAGGCGACGUCGCCGUCGGCCCUCCUCUGGAACUACGACGAGCUGCUGUGCGCGCUCCGCGAGGCCGAGCGCGGCACCGUGGCGCUGGUCCUGGCGGGCCACUACCACUCGGGAGGCUACGCCCUGGACGCCGCGUCGGGAACGCACCACGUCACCCUGCCGUCCCCGCUCCACGCCGACGCUAGCGAUCCGCGCGCCCACUGCGUCGUCGAGGUCCACGAGGAGCACGUCGCGAUCCUGGGGGAGGGCCUCGUGCCGAGCCGGAGGCUGCCGCUCGUGGGGCGCCCCGCCGCGGCGCGGGCGCCCGCCGCGGCGUCGAGGCUGUAG
Messenger RNA from Prorocentrum cordatum, 1752 nucleotides. The record is from the annotation of a GenBank genome assembly. NCBI's taxonomy places the organism in Eukaryota, Dinophyceae, Prorocentrales, Prorocentraceae.